This is a messenger RNA of Stereum hirsutum FP-91666 SS1, 930 nucleotides long. RefSeq lists its product as uncharacterized. The record is from RefSeq and is a predicted model, not a curated record. The transcript has 3 exons. The coding region runs from base 1 to 930 and encodes 309 amino acids. Lineage: Eukaryota; Fungi; Basidiomycota; Agaricomycetes; Russulales; Stereaceae.
AUGUACAGCUCGCGAUCUGAUCCCCAAUACCCAUCAGCCAUGCCAAACCCACCGUUUCCCGGUACCGUUCCCCCCGAAGAGUCUUCGUACAACACCCCUUCUCGUUCGCCGAAUUAUCAAGACAACGGCAUUGAUUAUCAGCCUCCUCACUACCCUUCGCCGUCGUCUCAGCCAGGAGAGUGGGAUCCUGGUGCAAAUUUCUUCGAAGCUUCCUCCCGGGGAGUGGCAUCUGACUUUUCGCCAGGCCACACAGCUCCAAACACCCACGUCCCCCCAGGCUUUACCUAUACCGGCCACGCUCCUCACCAUCGUGACCCGCUUAACCCUCUUCCUGACGCAUUUAAUCGCCCGCCCAAUCCAUCUUGCACUUACUAUCCGUUGUCCUCUCCGAUUCAUUUGCCAUCAAAGAACCGAGAAAAUCUAACAGAGGGUUUCGUCCCCAUUCUCCCUGCUCCUCAAGAACUCCUUGCGCAUGACGUCCUCCCAGCAGACUUUUCUCGCCUUCUUGAAGACUGUCACCUGAUGGGCAAGUUAUCGCUCAUGGAGAAGGUCGGGGCGGAAAUCCUACCCGAGUUCAUGUCGCUCGCACCGGGCAUGGGUUUCUUCGUCACACACGCACUCAAAGGAAAGAUGGCCACGAAGAAGGUGCAGAGCGCAGAAGGUUUGGUGGAGGUGUGGGACGAGACGUUCUUCAGACCCAGAGGCUUGACGGUCCGGGUUCAGGUGGGCAAGGAUGAUGAUGCACACGAGCAUGUAGAGCAAAUACAUCAUGGCGAGGAGGUUGGUAUUGGUGGUCGUCGUCGCAGAGGCAGGGGUGAAGGGGGUAUGAGCCGUCUCGAGAUGAGGAGGCAGGAAAGGCGUGAGCAUGGUGGCAUGAGGGGAAAACACCAUGAUCCGGUCUACCUCAUCAUCGAGAAUCAACCGCAGUGA